Messenger RNA from Oryza sativa Japonica Group (Japanese rice), 2208 nucleotides. Its product is annotated as putative disease resistance protein RGA3. Lineage: Eukaryota; Viridiplantae; Streptophyta; Magnoliopsida; Poales; Poaceae. Gene Ontology annotation, molecular function: ADP binding. Gene Ontology annotation, biological process: defense response to other organism. The record is from RefSeq and is a predicted model, not a curated record.
ACCUCCCCCUCAAUUUCUUUCCCUCUCUUCGUCUUCGUCUUAAUCUCUCUUGCUCCAAGAAAAAAAAACCGUAACAUGGAAACCGCUGUACUAGUGUUUGCAGGGAAGUCACUCGCAACCCCUGCAAUCUCCUUCUUUGUCAACAAGGCAUUCAGCUACCUGAACGAGUACCGCAAGGCUGAAGGAUUGGAGGCCGUGAAGAACAGGCUAGAGGAGAACAUACCCAAGAUCCAAUCAGUGAUCGAUGUCGCUGAUCCUGAUUACAUCAAGGACAAGAGUGAAGCCCUAGAUGCAUGGCUGUGGCAGCUCAGAGAUGCAGUCGAGGAGGCUGAGGAUGCCAUCGAUGAGCUCGAAGUGGAGAGGGAUCAAAAUAAGGUUAGUCAUCAGGCCGGCUCUUCUUCUUUUACACGGAUGAAGCAUAAAUUUGUCCAGUCUGUUAAGCAUGUUAGAGUGUUGGGUACGACAUCUAAUUCCCCUCUCAAGAGGUUAAAGAAAGCCUUGGAAGGUUUAGAUGAGGCUGCUAAAGGAGUCAAGAAUUUUCUCACACUUGUACAAAUUCAUCAAAACACAAGAUCCAACUUAAACAAUCCAGAACAAGAUGAUAUUAGCUUCCGUGCCAAGGGGAAGGACUUAAAUGCUGAUAGGGUGUUCGGUAGAGAAAAUGAGAAGGAACAUAUUGUUGGAUGGCUGACCAAUACAUCAAGUGAAGAUAACCAAGAUGCCAAGAACAAUAAUCAUGUCCCCAUUAUGUCAAUAGUUGGCCAUGGCGGCAUUGGGAAAACCACUUUGGCUCAGCUCAUCUCCCAUGACUCCAGAAUCAAGAAACAUUUUGACACCGUGAUCUGGGUUGCUGUAUCUAUGAGCUUUGAUGCAAAAACAUUGCUUGAUAAAAUAAUUCAGUCUGUUACAUUAUUAAAACCUAGUGUUGAUACCUACGAGGCACUGCAACAGCAUUUGAAAAAGGAGAUUGAGACCAUUAAAUAUCUUCUAAUUUUAGAUGAUGUCUGGGAAGAUAAGGACAUCUCUAAGUGGGAAAAUCUAUUUUCAUCUUUGAGAACAGGAGUGUGUGGAAGGAAGAUUUUGUUGACAACCCGAAUGCAAUCAGUUGCAGAUUUAGCAUCAGCGGUAAUGAGAUGUGAAAGGGAGUUCUUCCCAUUAUGUGGACUUGAAGAAGAUGAAAAUUUAAGACUUUUUAAUCAUCAUGCCUUCAUUAAUCCAGAUCCCCAAGAAUUUGAAGACUUCCAACAAGUUGGAGAAGAAAUCGCAAAGAAACUAAGAGGGUGUCCCUUGGUAACUAAGGUUGUCGCUGGGCAUCUACGGGCACACAUGAAAGUUCAAUUUUGGAAUACAUUUUUGCAUGAACAUCUGGAUAAUUUUGAUGGAAGUAUGGAAGAUGUUGUCAAAGUUCUCAAGUUAAGUUACUACCAUUUGGUACCUGGCCUACAAGUGUGCUUCCGAUAUUGUAGCAUAUUCCCAAAAAACCAUGAAUUCAAAAAAGAAGAAUUGGUGAAGAUGUGGAUAGCUGCAGGAUUGAUCUCCCAGACCACAGGUGAAGCAGAGAGAGCACAGGAUGCUGCAGAAGAGUACUUGGAUCUGCUGAAUAGAAAGUCCUUCUUUGAACUCAAGUUGAGAAACUUCCGUUUCGGAAGGAACGAAUGCCAUGAAUAUUUUGUGAUGCAUGACUUAAUGCAUGAUUUGGCAACAUGGGUUUCUUCAGGUGAAUGUGCAAGAAUUGCUGAUGUUGCUAGCUCCAAGAAGCUGAAACCAACAGUACGCCACCUAUCUGUUGCUGGUAUUGAUGGUUUUCCAGUCGACGCCAUCAAAAGUUUGUCCCAGUUCAAAAAUCUGCGCACCAUUAUCAUUGAAGAUUGCCAUGAUAUCCAGGAUGACACUUCACGGGAAGUGGAGAAAGUUAUAGAAAGCUUAAAAGCCCUGCGUGUCGUGCAAUACCACAUGUUCAGUAGAUCCCGAUUCCCUGGAAAAGAAGCUAAUCUAAAGCACCUUCGUUAUGUAAGUGUCUCAAUGAAUUAGUAUGUAUAAGACCUAAAGCAUGCUUGUGUUGUUUUAAUUUUCUUUUUCAAAUGUUUUGUGUUAAAUCGUGAAAUACCUUGUUGUUUGUAUCGGAUAUGGCACUAUUUGGAAGGCAUGCUUGCAGUGUAAUAAUAAAUUCAAACUUUACAUUCUGGCAUUUGAUCUAUUUUUGUUUCA